AUGCGUACGAAGAAUCCCGUCGUAUACCUUCAUCCUGACUGGAACAGCCAAACUCUGGAUAAUGACAUUGCCCUGCUUCGUUUGCCAGAGGCUGCUGUCUUUAGCAGCUCCAUACAAGUCAUCAGACUGCCGGGAAUGGCCUCAAGACAUGUCAGCUACGACUACGUCCCUGCCACAACCUCUGGAUGGGGUCGCAUGAAUGACGAAUCCACUUUCAUUUCCGAUCAUCUGCGCUAUGUCGUCCAGUUUGUGGAGUCGAAUGAGGAUUGCCAGUAUUCAUUUGCCAACAUCAAACCCACCAACAUCUGCAUGGAUACAACCGGCGGCCGAUCGACCUGCACCGGAGACUCUGGAGGUCCUCUGAUCUACCACGACCCCUUCCAGAAUGCCGAUAUCCUGAUAGGUGUCACUUCCUACGGCAAGAAGACGGGCUGCACCAAGGGCUAUCCCUCGGUCUUCACCCGCGUCACAGCCUACGUGGAUUGGAUAGCGGAGUUUCAAGAAGCGCGAACAGAUCUGGGUCUCAUAUCGCGGAUGUGGCGCAUGCCGAUAGGGCCGUUACACAAGGAGCGGGCACAGCCACUUCAGCAGGUGCCCGAAUCGGAAAGACCACAGAUCAGAUAG
Molecule: messenger RNA, 624 nt
Organism: Drosophila subobscura
Lineage: Eukaryota; Metazoa; Arthropoda; Insecta; Diptera; Drosophilidae
Product: chymotrypsin BI-like
Exons: 3
Coding region: 1-624 (207 amino acids)
Biological process (GO): proteolysis
Molecular function (GO): serine-type endopeptidase activity
Source: RefSeq, a predicted model, not a curated record